UCUCCUGGCGCUCCUCCCUCCCUCAUCUUGCAGCUGCCGCUCGCGCKUCCAAAGAAACUUCGCUAGUUUCUGCUCUUUCUUUGAGAGGACMCAGACAGCUGCCCUGUGUGACCCAGCAGCUCACAGUUAAUAAUCAUGGUCCAGGCUAAGUCAUGGACUCUGGCCAAACACUUUGACGGCUUUCCAAAGGAUAGUGACUUUCAUCUGAAGGUGGAGGAGCUUCCUGAGCCCAGAGAUGGAGAGGUGCUUUUGGAAUCGGUUUUUCUCAGUGUGGAUCCAUACAUGAGGCCAUACAGCAGGUCUCGCAUGAAGGAGGGAGAUGUGAUGAUUGGAACUCAAGUGGCAAAAGUAAUCCAAAGUAAAAACCCAGCCUUUCCAGUUGGAAGUCACGUUGUGAGCAGUUAUGGUUGGAGAACCCAUGCAGUCAGUGAUGGGACGGACCUGACUCCCAUCAUGCCCAGCUGGCCUCAGGACGUCUCACUGUCUUUGGCUCUUGGCACCGUGGGCAUGCCAGGACUGACGGCUCUGUACGGGAUAGAGGAAGUUCUGGCUCUGCAGAAAGGCGAGACUCUGCUGGUGAACGCUGCAGCCGGAGCCGUGGGCUCUGUGGUGGGACAGAUCGCCAAGAUCAAGGGCUGCAAGGUGGUGGGUUCAGCUGGCUCCGACGCUAAAGUCGCCUACCUGAAGGAGCUGGGAUUCGACGAGGCCUUCAACUACAAAACCGUCAGUUCCCUGGAUGAGGCUCUGAAGAAGGCCUCUCCUGACGGAUACGACUGCCUCUUUGAAAACGUUGGAGGUCAUUUCUCUACUGUUGCUCUUCAGCACAUGAAGAACUUUGGAAGAAUAGCCGUGUGUGGGAGCAUCUCUGUGUACAACGACGCCACGCCUCAGACAGGGCCGUACCCACACUUGAUGAUAAUCUUCAAGCAGCUCAAGAUGGAGGGUUUCCUGCAGAGCAGGUGGGCGCACAAACACCCCGAGAGCCUGAAGAGACUGAUGGCGUGGGUUAAAGAGGGGAAACUGCAGCAUCGAGAACAUGUCACUAAAGGUUUUGAAAACAUGCCAGCUGCUUUUAUGGGGAUGCUGCAGGGAGAAAACACCGGCAAGGCAGUCAUCGCAGCCUGAUGUCUAACCAACCAGACACUUCAUCACAGAACUCUUAAUCAUUCCAGAAACAACUUUAUAUACACAUUUAUAAUACUCAUUUAAACACAACAAUUAUAAAAAAGAUAAACUGUGAAGCACCUGUGAGAUUUAAACCUGUAGUUUAUUAAUACUUAAAUCUUCUAACUUUAUGACAAUAACUGUUCCUGGGGAGGAAUUAACCACCUUACCCAAUCUCUAAAAAAUACUGUGUACUAAUAUUUGUGUUUACCAUAAAUUAAUAAGUCUUUUAAAGCAAUCUCAAAUGAUUUUUUUAAACUUUUAUCUCCUUUAGAGUCUUUAGAUUUACAAAACUUCACCAGUGGGUUUUUUUGUAGUGUUUUUGUAGUGUUUUUGUAGUGUUUUUGCUUUUUACAGCUGAACUUAAAUAAUUUUGUCUCGAGAUGAGCGACCGUAAUGCAGCUGCGAAGGACGAGCCAGGCAACAAGGGUCUAGCUUCAUGAAGGCACAGAAAAAGGAAGUGGGCGUGGUUUGAUGUCAGUCUGAUUGACCGUGGCGGUGGCGCACUGCACAAAUUAAGUGGGCAUUAAAAUAAAGUCAUUUGUGUUUUCACUAAAGUUCGAUUUUGUCGUUUCUCUUAGAAAAAUAAAUAAAUAAAUGUUCCUAAAAUGUGAAGGUGGAACACCAACUGAAGGAGAAAGAAAAUGCAGUAUAAUAUGACAUGAUAAAUAAUCAUAUAAUGGGUUUCAUGGUAGUUUUUUUUUUCCCAAAAAAGUGAACUAAUGUGAGAAUUUGAAACAAUUCAAAUUGUGUCAAUUGCAUGUAGAAAAUCCCCAAAUAUAAAAAUAAAAACAGUAACGAUUAACCUA
Molecule: messenger RNA, 1973 nt
Organism: Austrofundulus limnaeus
Lineage: Eukaryota; Metazoa; Chordata; Actinopteri; Cyprinodontiformes; Rivulidae
Product: prostaglandin reductase 1
Exons: 9
Coding region: 136-1125 (329 amino acids)
Biological process (GO): prostaglandin metabolic process
Cellular component (GO): cytoplasm
Molecular function (GO): 15-oxoprostaglandin 13-reductase [NAD(P)+] activity; 2-alkenal reductase [NAD(P)H] activity
Source: RefSeq, a predicted model, not a curated record